Molecule: messenger RNA, 1936 nt
Organism: Micropterus dolomieu (smallmouth bass)
Lineage: Eukaryota; Metazoa; Chordata; Actinopteri; Centrarchiformes; Centrarchidae
Product: probable E3 ubiquitin-protein ligase RNF144A-A
Exons: 5
Coding region: 431-1324 (297 amino acids)
Source: RefSeq, a predicted model, not a curated record
UCCUGCCCAAAGGCUCACGUUCUUGCAGCGUCGGCCGUCGGGACUGCUCUCUGCCUAGUGUGUUUCUGCUAACUUUUGUCUUACCCCAAAGGUUGACUUCCUUGUAGCACAGGGUCUCGUGGCAGCCUUCACCACCCGUCGGCCAUCAGGGGCAUCUUUUCGUUUUGCAAGGAUUAUAGUGUAUUAUAAUUCUUAUCGUUAUAAUGUCAAAACCCAACAUUAGCCAAAAUGUAUUUUGACUCAUGUAGGCCUACAGAAGAGAGAAGUGGUAAGCGGGUAUGGAGAGGAGAGGAGCUCUGGCUCUCAACUAAGCAGAAGUUCGACAACUGAACGGAAGUGUUACGACCCUCAAGACAGAACAUUUACAUUUGUGGAUGGAGUUGAUGAUUUAGAUUUUUUGUGCGAGGACUUCAAGUCUCUCAGAGCAAAGAUGUCCUGUGGUCAUGCCGUCACUCCGAUGUCUCUCACCAACUGGUGUCGAGAAGUGGGAAGCGGGUAUGGAGAGGAGAGGAGCUCUGGCUCUCAACUAAGCAGAAGUUCGACAACUGAACGGAAGUGUUAUGACCCUCAAGACAGAACAUUUACAUUUGUGGAUGGAGUUGAUGAUUUAGAUUUUUUGUGCGAGGACUUCAAGUCUCUCAGAGCAAAGAUGUCCUGUGGUCAUGCCGUCACUCCGAUGUCUCUCACCAACUGGUGUCGCAGGUUGCUGGACCAGGGUGAGUGCAGAUUUGUGUGCGGCCAAACUGACUGUCAUGUUGAGUGGCCGUUUGAGGAGGUUUGUAAAAUGGCUCUUCUAACUAAAGAAGAAAUGGAGUACUUUGAAAAAACACUCUUCAGUAAUGUUGCACAGGAUUACUUGGAUGUCAAAUUAUGUCCUGGCUGCAAGUCUCGCGUGGUGAGAGCUGAUCUCAACAAUCUGUGUGUUGAAUGCACAAUGUGCACACCUGGCAAUAAAAUGCCUUAUAUGUUCUGCUGGCAGUGUUUGAGGGAAUGGAGAGGUCCGGCUCCACGUUCAGACCGCUGUGAAAACAAUUGCUGCAUCAGUCAGCCACUAGGAACACUGAGAGACUGUCCAGAGAUAAUCUUCAAUGAUGUUAAGGGUGUCACUGGCUGUCCCUCUAUCCGUGCCUGCCCCACCUGUGGUUUUCUGGUGGAGCAUAACAAAACUCAAUGUAAAACCAUCAUCUGCCCUCGUUGUAAGGUGAAGUUCUGUUUUGUGUGUCUGAAGUUCACUGAGGAGUGCCUGAAGCUCAAUCCAUACAAUCUUUGCUCCACUGGUGUUGCCCCUAGACAGACUUCUUUACCUGUGUGGCAUAGAAAAUAAUUCGGUUGAUUUAACGCUGUGAUCUCAAGAAAAACAAAUUACUGUUUUUAAAAAAGGUUGUUAAGAUUCCCAAUCAUUAUAACUAUUACUUAGACAGGAACUUAACACCAUAUAUACAUAGGGUACUAAAGUUUGGAACAACUCCACUACAUGAAAAUUACUUGGUUUGGUCUGUUUUUGUAACUUUGUCUAACUUCAGUUUCAUUAUCAAACUAAUCGUGAUACAUUGGUGAAAGCACUGUAAACAAAUUACAAUGAUGAAAGAAGUAUUAAGAUCAUUUACUUAUGUAAAAGUAGCAAUACUACACAAUCAACAUUUUAAAUAAAGUAAAAGUACAAAAGUAUUAUUAGCUAAAUUUAAAAGUCUUCAUUGUGCAGAAAGGCCCCUUUCAUUGGUAUAUUAAUACUAUAUUGGAUAAUUCCGUAUUAAUACAUAAAAGUGUACAUAGUACAUACAUGUUGUGAGGUGGAGGUCAUUUUAACUACUUUGGGGUAAUUUAAUCUAUAACAAUGCAUCGCAUUUUUAAACUGAUCAGAUGUAAAAUCUAAAUCUGACAAGUUACUAUAGCUGUCCUGUGACAAGUAGUAGUGAAAUAAAAGUAUAAAGAAUCA